AGAAGGGAAACCAACGGAAGAAGAAGACAGGCUAAGAAUAAGAUACGCCAUUGCGCGAAUCUCAGAACCUAAUCCUCUCUUGAUUCAAGUGAAGAUGUCGGAAGUUGAUGGCUCAGAGAGGAUCAACGAGAAGAUCCACGAAUAUCGAGGGUCGUCUUCGGAUUCCGAUGAUGAGAAGCCCUUGUUUCAUAAUUCAAGAAAGAAAUGGUUGUUUGGAAGGAAGGAAUCGGUACAUGCCCUACUUGGUGGAGGAAAAUCUGCUGAUAUCAUACUGUGGAGAAAUAUGCAACUAUCAGGAAGCAUAUUUGCUGGAGUUACUGUUAUCUGGCUUCUCUUUGUCUGGAUGGGCUAUCACUUGCUCACAUUUAUUUGCCACUUUCUUAUACUUUUGCUGGCAAUAUCUUUUCUCUGGAUCAACGGAGCAUCAUUUGUCAACAGGUCUCCACCAAAAUUUCCUGAAGUCUUCCUUCCUGAGGACCUAUUUCUGAGUAUCGCCCAAUCUGUAAGAUAUGAAAUUAAUGAGGCUUUGGCAACUUUCUACUAUGUUGCUUGUGGAAAGGAUUUGAAGAAGUUUUUGAUGGUAAUUGCAGGCUUGUGGGUUCUUUCUGUAAUUGGUAGCUUGUUCAGUUUCUUGACACUCAUCUACAUUAACUAG
Molecule: messenger RNA, 655 nt
Organism: Musa acuminata subsp. malaccensis (wild Malaysian banana)
Lineage: Eukaryota; Viridiplantae; Streptophyta; Magnoliopsida; Zingiberales; Musaceae
Source: RefSeq, a predicted model, not a curated record